Molecule: messenger RNA, 798 nt
Organism: Phialemonium atrogriseum
Lineage: Eukaryota; Fungi; Ascomycota; Sordariomycetes; Cephalothecales; Cephalothecaceae
Exons: 3
Coding region: 1-798 (265 amino acids)
Source: RefSeq, a predicted model, not a curated record
AUGCGAACCUACGUGCUCAUCGGAGCGCUCGCUCCCCUGGCAAGCUUGUUGAGUGGCUUUCCCAUACGCCUCACACUGGCCAACCUGCCAGCUAGACUACCCGGUCAUGUCACUACCCCUGUGGAUGGCUCUCGCAGUGGCAAUGUCAGGGCACGCUGGCCACCGUACAUCCCUCAUAACUCCACGAUCCCUACCAUACUAGCCGACGACCCGAAGAUAAAUGGCGAACGUGUAUUCCAGGGGAACGGGAGUCGGGAAACCAUCCAACACGAGCACCACAAGGUUGCUGGCGACACCCGUUGCGGCAUUCUAGUGAAGGAUUCUGCCGAACUCACAAUUCUUCACUCGAUUAUCGACAGGCCAACCUACGACGGAAAUAAUCAUCUUCCAGGAACAUCAUCGAAUGCUGCUUUCUGUGUGACGAAUCACUCCAGUCUUUACAUCAACUAUGGCUCGGUCACAUCUUCCGGCAACCUGUCGACCGGGGUCUGGGUGUUCGGUGACAAUGCUGAGGCACGUCUUACCAGCCUGGCGGUUGUGAACUCGGGGUCAUCUCCAACUUACGGCCUCAUGGCCUCGCACAACGGUCACAUCUACGCGAACAACAUACAGUACAGCGCAGAUAAUGCAGGGGCAUGCGGAUUCGUUUCGGAUGGCGGGAUCCUAAAUAUUGGCCAGUCUAAAGCGCACACGAAGUCGGUCGGCAGCUCAGUGUUUUGCUCCGUCGACAGCAAGCACGAGGCGGAGAUAUACGCUGAAGGGGUUGUCGCAACGUCGGACUCGAGCGCCGCGGUCUAG